Neurospora tetrasperma FGSC 2508 is the source of this 222-nucleotide messenger RNA. RefSeq lists its product as uncharacterized. Lineage: Eukaryota; Fungi; Ascomycota; Sordariomycetes; Sordariales; Sordariaceae. The record is from RefSeq and is a predicted model, not a curated record. The transcript has a single exon. The annotation marks the transcript as partial.
AAUAAAUUUACUAUUUAUUAUUUAAAUAAUAUUUUUAUUUACUUUGAAACUCUUAUAGAAUAUAAAGAAUACGUAAGAAAAAUAUUAGAUGUACUAUACGAAUAUGAAUUCUCUAUUAAUAUAGAGAAAAGCGAAUUCUAUAUAAGGGAAAUUAUAUUUUUUAGAUAUUUAAUUUUGAAAAAUAAAGUUAGGAUAGAAUUAAGUAAAGUAGAAGCUAUAUAA